Molecule: messenger RNA, 1492 nt
Organism: Schistosoma spindalis
Lineage: Eukaryota; Metazoa; Platyhelminthes; Trematoda; Strigeidida; Schistosomatidae
Source: the annotation of a GenBank genome assembly
UACGCAUGUUUGACCUUGAGAUUCAGGUUCGAAGGUUCGACUUAGUUUUUCAGUGUCUAAAUUACUGGUUACAGCAUUAACUCAGUAUCCACAUAAUGGACAGUUUAAAUACAAGAAGUCUUGAUGACUAUCGUGUGAAUGCUUGUGAUGCCAUCCAAUUCAAACUAGUUAGGGACAAGGAAACUGUCGAUUCGGUAGAUACAUUCAAUCCUGAGUUCACUCAUCAAAUAUUUGGUGAAAGUGAACAGAUAUUCGGAUAUCGUGAUCUCAAAGUUGGCAUAUUUUACACAGCAGACUCUCUAUCAACAUGUAUAGAUAUUUCUUAUACAUCGAAAGUUGAUCCUCAACUCUCCAAAGGUGUUAUGCCUGAUGAUAUUAUGCAUUUAUUAUCUGAUGUUUAUCCAUAUAACAUCAAUAAGAACUUGAACGAUUUUUUGAAAAACUUUGAUGAAAAGUUUACUUUCACUCCAUAUGGGGUUAACAGAUAUAGUUAUCAAAUUAUGAAAGAUAAAUGUCCAAAAAAGUUUUCUGUUUUUUUCAUCGAGCAUGGUAUGCCUGGAUUUGAGAAAUUCCUUGAAUAUCAUAAGCGGAUGGAAUCUUUCCUUCUUUUCUUCAUAGAUGGUGCGUCUGCUAUAUCUACAGAAGAUAUUCAGUGGUGUUAUUACAUGAUUUAUGAAAAUAUUGGUCAAACAGAUGACGGAAAAGUCAAAUACGGAUUUAUUGGUUACAUGACAGUUUAUAAGUUUUAUGCUUAUCCCAAAAAUCUUCGACCACGCGUUAGCCAAGUCCUGAUCCUCCCACCUUUUAGAAACAAUGGCCAUGCUACGCAACUCUUACAAACUUUUUAUCGUGAUUUUGUACCAAUGUCGAAUGUCAUUGAUAUAGCAGUUGAAGACCCAUCGCCUGACUUUCAGCGUAUCAGAGAUUUAUUGGAUUGCAAACGGUGCUUGGAAACCCCAGAAGUAAUGCAAACUAUAACACAGUCUAAUUGUGUGAAUGGACAAAUUAUUAGUGAAAAGUCUUCUGCAAUACGCUUCCGAGAAAUUUCAAGGACAAAGUUAAAACUAAAUCGUUGUCAAAGUCGACGAGUGUAUGAAAUUCUUCGAUUGUUUUUGUUGCCUCGUACAGAUGAAUAUGUGAAGUCGUUUUCUGACGCAUUAACUAAGCGUGCCACUGCAUACUUUCAGCGGGUUCGACCAGAUGCUAUGCGAGGGUCUUCUUUGGUACCUAAAACAAGUGGUUCUUCUUCUUAUAAUCCAUUGAAAAAGGCGUUUGAUGAAGCUGCAGACGAAUAUUUUGAAAGUCAACUGCAUGAAGAAGUUUCUACCUUGUUGAAAAACUAUCAAGACAUUGUACAUAAACUUGAUCGUUUCGUUUCUUCACUUAAAAAACAGUCGUAAUUAGUGUUGUGUAAGAUGUUCCCUUGUAUUGUUUUUCCUCCUGAAAAGAGUAUUGUACCGAGAUUUUUACUCAGUAAAAAUUGUAUUUUGUU